This is a messenger RNA of Vairimorpha ceranae, 399 nucleotides long. RefSeq names its product piggybac transposable element-derived protein 3-like protein. Lineage: Eukaryota; Fungi; Microsporidia; Nosematidae. The record is from RefSeq and is a predicted model, not a curated record. The transcript has a single exon. The coding region runs from base 1 to 399 and encodes 132 amino acids.
AUGCCGAACAAAUUUGGCAUAAAAUUCUGGUUAGUUUCUGAUGUAGGUAGUAAAUUUAUAGUAAAUGGGCUUCCAUAUUUGAGAAAAUAUGAAGAGAGAGAAUUAUCAAUCCCGCUUGGAGAGUUUAUAGCUUUUAAAUCAGCAGAGCCAUAUACGGGCCAUGGGAGAAGUAUAAUAGUUGACAAUUUUUUUACAAGCGCGUCACUAGCGAGUAGACUUCUAGCAAAAAGAACUACGCUUGUUGGAACUAUCCGGAGGAAUAAAAGAGAGCUAUCAAAUUUAGCGAGACAAGUAAAGGAUGGUAUGACACAAUUUUUAACAAUAUUAUACAAAUCAAAAGAUUUUAUUCUUACAAUUUAUAAAUCUAAACCCAAUAAAAAAGUAUUGAUAUUUAGUUAA